CCUUUGGAUCUGACGGACUGACGUCGUACCAAAGCGCAAAUGACUACAUGUUAAAGCCAGUGAAAGCGACGUACUUUGGGUGAACAAUUUUGUAUAUCUGUCGGCGGAGCUGGAUUUCCUCCGAACCUCUGAAAAAUGUUGGCGCUCAUCAAUCGGAUUUUGGACUGGUUUAAGUCUCUCUUUUGGAAAGAGGAGAUGGAGCUUACCCUCGUCGGCCUGCAGUAUAGUGGAAAAACCACUUUCGUAAAUGUCAUAGCGUCAGGACAGUUCAGCGAAGAUAUGAUUCCUACGGUUGGUUUCAAUAUGCGUAAAAUAACAAAAGGCAAUGUCACUAUAAAAGUGUGGGAUAUUGGAGGCCAACCGAGGUUUAGGUCUAUGUGGGAAAGAUACUGUAGAGGCGUGAAUGCAAUAGUAUACAUGGUGGAUGCUGCUGAUCCUGAGAAAAUAGAAGCAAGUCGCAAUGAGUUACACAAUUUAUUGGAUAAACCUCAAUUGGCUGGUAUUCCAGUUUUGGUACUUGGCAACAAGAGGGAUUUACCUCAGGCUCUGGAUGAAAAUGGACUCAUAGAAAGAAUGAACUUAGCAGCCAUUCAAGAUCGUGAAAUCUGUUGCUAUAGCAUUUCGUGCAAAGAGAAAGACAAUAUUGAUAUUACAUUGCAGUGGCUUAUAGCACAUUCUAGAAGUGGUGUUCGCUAAUACGUGUAUUGAAUUUUAUGUUCUUAUACAUUCUUAUUGGAAAGCCCAAGAUAUUGAUAGCGGAAUUGGGAUCAAACGCGCGUGGAAGUGUUCGGCGAUUUUAUUCUCGGUUGAUUGAUUAUUGUAGAGAAUUUUGUUUACAUCUAAGCUUUAGCUACUCUUCGUUUAAACGUAUAAAAAAUCAUAGAAAAUUUAAAUGGAAAAAAAAUACCAAGGAAGUUAUGCUUAAACCAAAUAUGUUCGAGCGAACGAUAACAAGACACAUAAAUCCUUGCGAGCACGUUAGAGAUAAGUAACUACUUUUUUAUAUUGCGUUUUUAGAUGAUCGAUUCGAGUAACAAUGCUAAUGUAAAACCAUCAGAUGAAAAAUAGCAUUUAAACCAUUAACGUAGAGACAAUGGUAGCUAGUACCUAUACAAGCGCAUAAUAAUAUCAAUUAUCGUAUAGUACACAUUCUCGGAAAUAUUUAAUUAAGAUUAAUACAUCCACGGCAUAGAGAUUACGUACAUUCGAUCGCUAUAUGUACACGAAUAUGAUGCUAAGUAAACUUGUAUAAUUAAUGGAGAAUUAUUAACAAUAUUAUACCGAUUUACUAUGAUCCUUGAAAAUAU
This is a messenger RNA of Dufourea novaeangliae, 1307 nucleotides long. RefSeq names its product ADP-ribosylation factor-like protein 8B-A (gene Arl8). The transcript is spliced from 3 exons. Gene Ontology annotation, cellular component: lysosomal membrane. Bases 136 to 696 code for a protein of 186 amino acids. The record is from RefSeq and is a predicted model, not a curated record. Gene Ontology annotation, molecular function: GTP binding; GTPase activity. Gene Ontology annotation, biological process: anterograde axonal transport; protein transport. Lineage: Eukaryota; Metazoa; Arthropoda; Insecta; Hymenoptera; Halictidae.